This is a messenger RNA of Tachysurus fulvidraco (yellow catfish), 2890 nucleotides long. It is a transcript of the gene pfkpa, whose product is annotated as phosphofructokinase, platelet a. Gene Ontology annotation, molecular function: fructose-6-phosphate binding; ATP binding; AMP binding. The transcript has 23 exons. Lineage: Eukaryota; Metazoa; Chordata; Actinopteri; Siluriformes; Bagridae. The coding region runs from base 140 to 2509 and encodes 789 amino acids. Gene Ontology annotation, biological process: fructose 6-phosphate metabolic process; fructose 1,6-bisphosphate metabolic process; canonical glycolysis. Gene Ontology annotation, cellular component: membrane; cytoplasm; 6-phosphofructokinase complex. The record is from RefSeq and is a predicted model, not a curated record.
UUAUGCUAAUAAGCACUUGCUCAGUUAGCGGACGUGCCAAAGCGGUACACCGGAGAGACAGGAAAGGGGCUGAGUGUCUCUCAACCGGCACAAUUUUAACCACUUUUUUUUUGCUUAAAUACAUUUCUGUGGAGCGAAAAUGUCGAAGCCUGACACCAAGAAGUUCUUUGAGAAUCUCUCCGGAGCUGAAAAAGCCAUUGCGGUGCUGACGAGUGGAGGAGAUGCUCAAGGUAUGAAUGCAGCCGUAAGGGCUGUGGUGCGAAUGGGAAUCUACGUGGGAGCCAAAGUCUACUUCAUACGUGAGGGAUAUCAGGGUAUGGUGGAUGGAGGUGAUAACAUAAAAGAGGCCAGAUGGGAGAGUGUGUCCAGCAUGCUGCAAGUGGGUGGCACUGUGAUCGGAAGUGCCCGGUGUAAAGAGUUCAGGACACGUGAAGGACGUCUGAAGGCGGCCCAUAACCUGGUGCAGCAUGGCAUCUCUAACCUGUGUGUCAUUGGUGGAGACGGCAGUCUGACAGGCGCCAACCUUUUCAGGGAGGAGUGGAGCGGCCUGCUGGCUGAGCUCGUCCAACAGGGUCUGAUCGACGACGAGGCUCUACAGAGAUAUUCAGCCCUGCACAUCGUAGGAAUGGUGGGCUCCAUCGACAACGACUUCUGCGGCACAGACAUGACCAUCGGUACUGACUCGGCUCUCCACAGAAUCAUCGAGGUGGUGGACGCCAUCAUGACCACUGCUCAGAGCCACCAGAGGACUUUUGUGCUGGAGGUGAUGGGUCGACACUGUGGCUACCUGGCACUGGUGAGCGCGUUGGCCUGCGGUGCCGACUGGGUUCUGAUUCCUGAGAUGCCUCCAGAGGACGGCUGGGAGGAGAAGAUGUGUGAGAAACUCUCUGCGAAUCGGGCGGGAAGAAAAAGGCUGAAUAUCAUAAUAGUAGCCGAGGGCGCCAUUGAUUGUAGCAACAAGCCUAUAACCACAGAUCGUGUGAAAGAUCUAGUGGUCCGCCAACUGGGCUUCGAUACGCGUGUAACUAUCCUGGGUCACGUCCAGAGAGGAGGAACACCGUCAGCCUUCGACAGAAUCCUGGCCAGUCGUAUGGGCGUGGAGGCAGUAUUGGCUCUGCUGGAGACUACAGCUAACACACCGGCCUGCGUUGUCUCACUGUGUGGAAACCAGGCUGUGAGGCUGCCUCUCAUGGAGUGUGUGCAGAUGACCCAGGAGGUCCAGAAGGCCAUGGACGAGAAGAAGUUUGAAGAAGCUGUAAAGCUUCGUGGCAGGAGUUUUGAGAACAAUCUAAAGACCUACAAGCUCCUGGCUCACCGCAAACCGGAAUCUGAACUUCCAUGUAGUAACUUCAACGUGGCGGUGUUGAACGUCGGCGCUCCGGCGGCGGGAAUGAAUGCGGCCGUGCGCUCUGCCGUCAGAGUCGGAAUUUCCGAGGGACACAAAAUGUUCGCCAUUAACGACGGCUUCGAGGGCUUCUAUAAGGGACAGAUAAAAGAGAUUAAAUGGGGAGAUGUAGGGGGCUGGACGGGCCAGGGAGGAUCUCUGCUAGGAACCAAAAGGACUCUACCUGCCAAGCAUGUUAAAGAAAUCGCUGAGCAGAUGAGGAAGUAUAACAUAAACGCGCUGCUGGUCAUCGGAGGAUUCGAGGCCUACCUGGGGAUCUUGGAGUUGUUAGCAGCUCGUGGAACAUGUGAGGAGUUGUGUGUGCCCAUGGUCAUGGUGCCAGCCACAGUCUCCAACAAUGUGCCGGGCUCAGACCUCAGCAUUGGUGCAGACACCGCUCUGAACGCCAUCACUCAUACAUGUGACCGUAUCAAGCAGUCAGCCAGCGGGACAAAGCGGCGUGUGUUCAUCAUCGAAACGAUGGGAGGCUACUGUGGUUAUCUGGCCAGCGUAGGCGGUCUGGCAGCGGGUGCCGACGCUGCUUACAUUUAUGAAGAACCUUUCGACAUCCGAGACCUGCAGUCUAACGUGGAGCAUUUAACAGAGAAGAUGAAGACCAGCAUUCAGAGAGGACUCGUGCUCAGGAAUGAGAACAGCAGCGAGAACUACACAACAGAUUUUAUUUAUCAGCUCUACUCAGAGGAGGGUAAAGGCGUGUUUGACUGCAGGAAGAACGUACUUGGCCAUAUGCAGCAGGGAGGCGCUCCAUCCCCAUUCGACCGCAACUUUGGGACUAAAAUCUCAGCCAAGGCCAUGCAGUGGAUCUCGAAGAAGCUGAACGAGUGCUACAGGCAGGACGAAGGGAGAGUGUUUGCUAACACCGAGGACUCUGCCUGUUUGCUGGGGAUGCGGCGCCGUAACCUCAUCUUCCAGCCGGUGGUUCAGCUGAAAGACGAGACAGACUUUGUUCACAGGAUUCCUAAGGAGCAGUGGUGGCUGAAGCUUCGUCCUCUGAUGAAGAUCUUGGCCAAAUACAAGACGAGCUACGACGUGUCAGACUCGGGCCAGCUGGAGCACGUGGUGCGCAGCCGAGGCAAGGAAAGUGACGUCACCGCCGCCAUCUGAAGUCACAAGAUUUAAGUCUUUAAGAGGCACACGUGUUCUGUUUAUCUUCAUCGUGAACCAUCGGCUUUUCGUCUCGUCGUCAAACCCCGCUCGUCCCUCCCUCCUUCGGUCGUGUUCUGAAUGUGUUAAACGGAGUGUUUUCAUCAAGAGAUCGGUCACAUCCUCAGCUUAUAGUUCGUGCCCCUGAUGUAAUCCACUGUCUGCUGACUCAAACCUUCUACUCAGUGAUCCUCUCUGUUAAGACGGAGCUCUAAUGUAGAUCCACGCGUUAGUAUCCAGAUGCUGUAACUGAGUCCAGUGCAAUCUCUCGAGCACAGUUUAGUGGAUGUGUGACUAUCAUGUUCUUAAACCAAUAAACCUUCACCUGCUUGUUGAACUGUU